Entelurus aequoreus (snake pipefish) is the source of this 1846-nucleotide messenger RNA. RefSeq names its product queuine tRNA-ribosyltransferase accessory subunit 2 (gene qtrt2). Gene Ontology annotation, molecular function: pentosyltransferase activity. The record is from RefSeq and is a predicted model, not a curated record. Bases 613 to 1599 code for a protein of 328 amino acids. NCBI's taxonomy places the organism in Eukaryota, Metazoa, Chordata, Actinopteri, Syngnathiformes, Syngnathidae. The transcript has 8 exons.
UCCUGCCUCAUGGCGGUAAUGUUUACGACGAAUAAAAAUGCAAUAUUUAAAAUUGAGCUCAAAUACUACCGUGCUGUAGUUAAGUGAGUGUUGGUGUUGUAACCGAGGGUUUAUAUAUGUCGCCUAUACUGUAUAAAACUACAAAAUAACAAAUACGUAGGCUCCUGUUUUAUAUCCUUUGUUUUCAAAAACUCCGCUCCGCCACAACGUGUCACCACUUCCGCUCUUGGCGCCAGGCAUUUACUGUAUAACAGCUUAUAAAAGGAACUUAAAAUUACAAAGAGGCAAGUCCAUAAAAUAGGUUACAGUGUUAAAAAAAUAAUAACAGCAAUGUUUUAUCCGGGGGUCGUAUGGCGAUGACGUCAUAUAGCAGGCGCCUGUGCUCCCCCUAACUUCCUGUCUCAUGGCGGUGAACGCAGGAGUUUAGAAGUUGUCAAAUAUUACCGGGGGCUUUGUAGCGGGUCAAGUGUGUCAAUCUGGGCUCAGAUAACGUGCGUCUCUCUGUGGUGAAAGGAUGAAAACAUUUGAUGCGACUUGCUAGGCUGCUAAUUCAUGCGCUGCUGUAAAGCAUUAGAGUUGAUUGAUUGAUUGAUUGAUUGAUUGAUUAGCUGCAUGGCUGCGAGCAGGAUGAAGCUAGAGCUGUGUCAGGUGCUUCAGGAAGGAAGCCGUCUGGGUGUCCUCAGGUUUCUCGGCAGGAGCGGGCAGCACUCCAUGGAGGUCCCCGGGUGUCUUCUGUACACCCACUGCGGCACUGUGCCUCACCUCACCCGGGACACACUGCACUGUGUGGACAAGCUGCCCUCCGUCACCCACGUCACGCUGUCACAUCUAGCGGAACACCAGGACGUGUUGGAGGAGUUCCAGGAUGGAUUUAAAACAUUUGCAGGUCUUGGUGACACCGUGUUGUACUGUUCGCUGCAUGACCCCGCCACCUCUUGCCCCGCGGGUUACACCACCAACAAGACUGUGUCGGUGUGGGGCAGCGGCGGGCGCAUGGAGCUGACGGUGGCAAAGUUCAUGGCCCUGCAGAAGCACGUGCAGCCCGACUGGUACCUGAGCAUGGCGGACGGAGAGACCUGGCAGCGCGACACGUCCCGCAAGAGGGUGCGCAAGGCGGUGGACCGGACCCUCGCCCACCUGGACCAGUGUCUGCUGGUGCAGCAGGCAUCACAGGAGCUGCAGGGAGCGCAGGUGUGGGGGGCGGUGCAGGGCGGAGACAUCCUGGAGGAGAGACUCCGCUCCGCCAGGGAGACCGCCAAGAGGCCCGUUGCUGGCUUCUGCCUGGACGGCCUCCAGACGGGCUGCGUGGACCAGGCGCUGAGGAGCCAGCUCAUCGCGGCGGUGGUUAAAGAGCUGCCCGACGACAAGCCCAGGAUGUUGCAAGGUGUCGGGCGGCCCGACGAGGUGCUGGCGUGCGCUCAGGCCGGCGUGGACCUCUUUGAGGGCUUCUUCCCCUUCCAGGUGACCGAGCGAGGCUGUGCUCUGUGCUUCGACUUCAAGAUCGCCACCGACCCGGAGAGUGCAGUGCUGGAGGAGCAAAUGGCAGAGGAAGUCCAGCAGAAUGGAGACCACAACGCGAGCGAAGACCAACACAGAUGACGUCCUUUGAGAUGGAUCUCAAAGACAAAAGGUACAGAGCAGACUUCGGGCCCCUGGUGGAGGGGUGCGGCUGCUACUGCUGCCGGAACCACCAGAGGGCGUAACCUGCACCACCUGCUGGUGACCAACGAGCUGCUGGCUCCCGUCUUGCUGGCCAUCCACAACACCACCCACUACCUGGGCUUCUUCAGAGCCCUCAGAGGAGCUUUGGCCCGCCAGGAAGUGGACCUCCUGAGAAGACGUGUGC